UUUACCCAAACCCUAAAAUAAAAAAGCUCUGUUGAAGCUCAAAACUUGAAGAAAAUUUUGGGCUAAUGAAGAACAGUUGCAGAGACCUGAGAUUAUAAUUAGGGAAUUUGGGUUGAUGAAGAAGCCAAAAACGAGCUUUCUUGAACUAAUGAAUGAAGGCUGCGAAAUGGAGUUUACGUGUUUUACUGCAGAAGCGCCAUUGUUCGACAAAUGCAAACAUCACAACGUUGUUCAACAAAUAUGUAGACAAGACGAAUGUAUUCUCCUGGAACUCCAUCAUCGCCGAGUUGGCUCGCAGCGGCGACUCUGUCGAAGCCCUCAAGGCGUUUUCCUCCAUGCGCAAGUCCGCCCUCAAACCCAACCGUUCAACUUUUCCUUGCGCGAUAAAGUCAUGCUCUGCCCUCUGCGACCUUGCAUCAGGAAAGCAAGCCCACCAGCAAGCAUUCGUCUUUGGUUAUGGUUCUGACCUUUUUGUAUCAUCUGCACUAAUUGAUAUGUACUCCAAAUGCGGUCAGUUGCGGGAUGCAAGGAUUCUGUUCGACGAAAUUCAUAUGAGAAACGUGGUUUCUUGGACCUCGAUGAUUAAUGGCUAUGUUCAGAAUGAUUGUGCUCGCGAGGCGUUGUUGCUUUUCAAGGAGCAGUUAGCUGAAGAAAGCGGGGGCAGCAUGGAGGAGGAUGGGUGCGUUGAUGGUGUUGCUAUGGUUUCUAUUUUGGCGGCUUGUUCACGUACUUGUGAGAAGAAUGUGACGCGAGGGGUUCAUGGGUUUGUCAUUAAAAGAGGAUUGGAUGAGGUUUUGGGUGUUGGUAACACUUUGAUUGAUGCGUAUGCCAAGUGUGGCCUGGUGGAUUUUUCGAAGAAAGUAUUUGAUGAGAUGAAUGAGAAAGAUUUGAUAUCUUGGAAUUCUAUGAUAGCGGUUUGUGCUCAGCAUGGGUUGGGUGAGGAGGCGAUUGGAGUUUUCCAGUCAAUGGUUUGGUGUGCGGAGGUUGAGUAUAAUGCUGUGACUUUGUCAGCUGUGUUGUUAGCUUGUGCACAUUCAGGAGCUCUUCGGACAGGCAAGGGCAUGCACACUCAGAUUAUAAAGAUGAAUUUGGAGAGUAAUGUAGUUGUUGGUACUUCAAUCAUUGACAUGUACUGCAAAUGUGGGAGAGUAAAUUCGGCAAGGAGAGCAUUUGAUAGGAUGAACGAGAAGAAUGUAAAAUCAUGGUCUGCCAUGAUUGCUGGCUAUGGAAUGCAUGGUAAAGCAAGGGAAGCACUUGAAGUAUUAUCUGACAUGAUUCGGGCUGGGAUAAAACCAAACGGUAUCACUUUUGUAUCAGUCCUCUCAGCGUGUUGCCAUGCUGGUUUGGUGGAUCAAGGAUGGCACUGGUUUUGUGCAAUGCAGCAUAGGUUUAAUAUAGAACCGUCUGUGGAACACUAUGGCUGCAUGGUUGAUCUCCUAGGUCGUGCAGGUUUUCUUCAAAAGGCCUAUAAUUUGAUUGAGGAGAUGAGGGUGAGGCCUGAUUUUGUUAUUUGGUGUUCUCUUCUGGCUUCAUGCAGAAUACACAAAAAUGUGGAGCUUGGGGAGAUCUCUGCUAGGAAAUUGUUUGAGUUAGAUCCUAAUAACUCAGGAUAUUACACACUGCUCUCAAACAUUUAUGCUGAAGCUGGGAGGUGGGAAGAUGUGAAAAAAAUGCGGAUAUUUAUGAAAAAUCAUGGAGUAGUUAAAUCCCCUGGGUUUAGUCUUGUUGAACUAAAGGGUAGAGUUCAUAUAUUUCUUGUUGGAGAUAGGCAACAUCCUCAGCAUGAGAAGAUCUAUGCUUACCUGGAACAACUAUCUGUGAAGCUUCAAGAAGCUGGGUAUGUACCAAGAGUGGCUUCAGUUCUUCAUGACGUAGAUGAGGAGGAAAAGGAAAUGGUGUUACAAAUUCACAGUGAGAAGCUAGCCAUUGUUUUUGGAAUUAUGAAUUCGACUCCUGGCACAACCAUCCAGGUUAUUAAAAACCUUAGAACUUGCGAAGAUUGUCACACGACUAUUAAGUUGAUGUCCAAGAUCACGGGCCAUGAAAUAGUGAUAAGAGAUCCGAAACGGUUUCACCAUUUCAGCAAAGGCACUUGUUCAUGUGGAGAUUAUUGGUGAUGUUAUCGCUAGAGUUUAGACUUUGUAUACCACCAUGGUCUGGGUUCUACCCACAAACUAACUAAAUUGCAAGAAUUCUAUCCA
Molecule: messenger RNA, 2201 nt
Organism: Sesamum indicum (sesame)
Lineage: Eukaryota; Viridiplantae; Streptophyta; Magnoliopsida; Lamiales; Pedaliaceae
Product: Tetratricopeptide repeat (TPR)-like superfamily protein
Biological process (GO): RNA modification
Molecular function (GO): protein binding; zinc ion binding; RNA binding
Source: RefSeq, a predicted model, not a curated record